This is a messenger RNA of Eptesicus fuscus (big brown bat), 2963 nucleotides long. RefSeq names its product prostate transmembrane protein, androgen induced 1 (gene PMEPA1). Bases 442 to 1308 code for a protein of 288 amino acids. The record is from RefSeq and is a predicted model, not a curated record. Gene Ontology annotation, cellular component: early endosome membrane; Golgi membrane. The transcript has 4 exons. Gene Ontology annotation, molecular function: R-SMAD binding. Gene Ontology annotation, biological process: negative regulation of transforming growth factor beta receptor signaling pathway. Lineage: Eukaryota; Metazoa; Chordata; Mammalia; Chiroptera; Vespertilionidae.
CCCCGUCUAGCGCUGACGUCAGACCGUCUGCCUGCCUCCGACCGCGGUCUCGGAGCGAAACCCGAUCUCCUUGGACUUGAAUGAGGAGGAGGCGGCGGCGGCGAAGGAGGCGCUCGGCUGGGGGAAGCCAGCAGCGGAGGCUCAGCCCCGGUGGCAGCGCGCGCCCCGGCUGCCAGCCCAUUUCCCGGACGCCACCCGCGGGCACUGUCGACGCUCCGGGGACUGCGGAGGGGCGGCCGGGGGUAGCAGGGGACCGCGGCCCCGCGCACUGAGUCCCGCGGCGCCCCGGAAACUUGGAGGCGUCCCGAGCCCGGCGAGCCGGGGCGCGCCUUCCCCGCCGCACGCCUCCUGCAUGCGGGGCCCGAGCACCGGGCGUCGGCCGGAGCCCCCCCCGGCCGCCCCCGCGCACCUCGCACCCCGCGCCGCGCCGCCACGCCGUCCAUGCACCGCUUGAUGGGGGUCAACAGCACCGCCACCGCCGCCGCCGCUGGGCAGCCCAAUGUCUCCUGCACGUGCAACUGCAAACGCUCUUUGUUCCAGAGCAUGGAGAUCACGGAGCUGGAGUUCGUGGAGAUCACCAUCAUCGUGGUGGUGGUGAUGGUGAUGGUGGUGGUGAUCACGUGCCUGCUCAGCCACUACAAGCUGUCCGCGCGCUCCUUCAUCGGCCGGCACAGCCAGGGCAGGAGGAGAGAAGACGCCCUGUCCUCAGAAGGAUGCCUCUGGCCCUCAGAGAGCACCGUGUCCGGCAGUGGAAUCCCAGAGCCUCAGGUCUACGCCCCACCGAGGCCCACGGACCGCCUGGCCGUGCCCCCCUUCGCCCAGCGGGACCGCGUCCACCGCUUCCAGCCCACCUACCCCUACCUGCAGCAUGAGAUCGACCUGCCGCCCACCAUCUCGCUGUCGGACGGGGAGGAGCCGCCGCCCUACCAGGGCCCCUGCACCCUCCAGCUGCGGGACCCCGAGCAGCAGCUGGAGCUCAACCGCGAGUCGGUGCGCGCACCCCCAAACAGGACCAUCUUCGACAGCGACCUGAUGGACAGCGCCAUGCUGGGCGGCCCCUGUCCCCCCAGCAGCAACUCGGGCAUCAGCGCCACGUGCUACGGGGGCGGCGGGCGCAUGGAGGGGCCGCCCCCCACCUACAGCGAGGUCAUCGGGCACUACCCCGGGUCCGCCGCCUUCCAGCAUCAGCAGAGCAGCGGGCCGGCCUCCCUGCUGGAGGGGGCCCGGCUCCACCCCGCGCACCUCGCGGCCCUGGAGAGCGCUGCCGCCUGGAGCCAAGAGGAGAAACAGAAGGGACACCCUCUCUAGGGUGCGGCCGCGGCCAGGGCAGUGGUGGGUGAAAAGGCAAACACUCCGCACUUCGAAGAGGAGAGAGGAGGCCGGGCGGACACGCGCCGCCGUCCCCUCCCCCUCCCUGUGUAUAAAUAGUCACAUGUCUGUCUGGUCCGGAUGCACAAGCUAAGAAAGCUUGCAAAACAACAAACACACACACAGAAACGAUGUUUCUUUGUUGAGCCCUGUCUUGAAGGCAAAAGAGAAGAAACAAUUCUACCCUAGUUUUUUCUGUUGCUAGUCGAGCUUCGUGAAGGCUUCCUUCCUUCCUUUCGUUUGUUUAUGACGAUUUCACUUAACUUUAAAAACAUAUUUGCACAAAACCUUUGUUUAAAGAUCUGCAAUAUUAUAUAUAAAAAUAUAUAUAAAGUAAGAGAAACUGUAUGUAUGAGGGCAGGAGUAUUUUUGUAUUAGAAGAGUCCUAUUAAAACACACACAGGCUGUUCUCUGAGCGAGAAGGGGAAGGGGCCACUCGGAGUGCCAGCUCGGAACGUGUGUCUUACCUUGUAAAGAAGCAAUGACAAAGCAGGGGUUUAGAGUUAUUUAUAUAAAUGUUGAGCUUUUGCACUAUUUUUUAAUAUAAAUAUGUCAGUGCUUGUUUGACGGAAACUUUUAUCACGUUUGUCGAGACUCUUAAGGGAGAGAUGCCGAGCUCGGCGGCGGGCAGACGGGCUCCGCCUGAGCGGAGAGGCUGGGACGGCGCGUCCGCAGCGGGCGCUGUGCUGGGGUAGGCUCUUCCCUCCUUACACAUUCCCGCCCGAAGGGGACACGCUUUCUCCUCGGGGUCAGAGCAGCCUUUGAAUCGCAUGAAAUAGAGGCACCGAGUUCCAGGCGGUGGCUUUGCUUCCCCAAAUGAAAUAAACUGUUACUGAAGGAAUUUAAGUUUUCCCUCCUAUUUUUUUUUUUAAUCAUGAAGGUCCCCAAAGGCAGGGGCGAAGGUGCUGCUAUUGACACGUCAAGGGGUGUAGACGGCAUGUUGUGCAGAAUUCGACGGUGGCUCCAGAGCUGGUCGGUUACGGUCAGUGCAGUCCACUGGCUACAGGAAAGGCCCAGCGUCUAGGGCUGUGCCUCGUCCCUGUCUCGCUCUCUACGUAGGAUUCCCCCUUACUGGGCCAAGCACGGAAGACCAGAGAUGAAGAAGCGACACUGCCAGACGUGCAGAAGGACCGUCAGCCUCUGCACCCCGCGCUCGAGGCUUUAGGCCGGGGCUGGGGGCGUCCUGUAAGACCCGGGAAAUCGUAGGGUCUGGCCCUGCCAAGGCAUUAGGGUGAGGGAGUUGCAUGUCUGACCGCACACAGCAGGCUGGUUCUAAGGUGGUAAUUUUGGAUGGCCCGCGAGUGAAAAAAGCUUCCCCACCCCUGCUUGGAAGCGGGUCCUCUGCCUUCUCUCCAUCCCCAUUCCUCCUGGGAACAGUCCUGUUCCGUGUGUGUCUUUCCCUGUGUUCCCAUCAGCAUCUUCCUCGGACACGACUCCUGUUUACCGGUGUUUUACCGAGCAGAUUUGGGUGUGGGGAGACCCCUCGUGGGUGUGCGUGGGCACACGUGCGUGCGAGUAGAGAUGAAUGGCAGGAAGUAGAGUGGGGUCCCUUGGCAUAUGCCGAGGACGGUGGCUGGAGCUGGAGCCCUUUCUCC